AUAAAAAAUAAGUCGACAGAAACCAGCGGUCAGUGGGCUUACUCAAUCCUCGUCCGCCUCCAAAACCCUCUUCAGUUCACUCGAACUUUUCACAACAUCGGCAUAAAUGGCGAGGCUAACAUGCAGCAACUUGAUUCCGGCACUAACUUUCCUACCAUUGAAAUCUUCUCUUUGUAGAGGCAGUCUUUUCUUCUCUGAAAGCUCGCAACUGAUUGGUGUUCUCGGGUUUGGGAGGCGCUUCUCCUCGUCUUCCUCUGGCAGGAUUAGCAUGAGCCUCAAAGCCGGCAUCGUUGGCCUUCCUAACGUUGGAAAAUCCACUCUCUUCAAUGCCGUGGUUGAGAAUGGGAAGGCCCAAGCUGCUAAUUUUCCAUUUUGUACAAUAGAGCCUAAUGUAGGGACUGUUGCUGUCCCUGAUCCUCGGCUGCAUGUACUCUCUGAUCUCAGCAAAUCUCAGAGAGUGGUCCCAGCGUCUAUUGAAUUUGUAGAUAUUGCCGGGCUUGUGAAAGGUGCCAGUCGAGGGGAGGGAUUGGGUAAUAAAUUCUUGUCACAUAUUCGUGAGGUUGACUCCAUUCUUCAGGUUGUAAGAUGUUUUGAAGAUAAUGACAUUGUUCAUGUGAGUGGAAAGGUCGAUCCUAAAUCUGACAUUGAUGUAAUCAAUCUAGAACUCGUUUUCUCGGACUUGGACCAGAUUGAGAAAAGAAUGGAGAAGCUCAAAAAGGGGAAGGCAAGGGACUCGCAAUCAAAGCUUAAGGAGGAAGCUGAAAAAUCUGCCUUGGAAAGAAUUCAGCAAGCACUUUUGGAUGGAAAUCCAGCUCGAUCGGUCACCUUGACAGAUUUUGAAAAGGAUGCCGUAGAACAUCUUUGCUUGCUUACUAUGAAACCAGUCAUAUAUGUAGCCAAUGUUGCAGAGUCUGAUCUAGCUGAACCUAGAAGUAAUGUUCAUGUCAUCGAAGUGAUGAAACUUGCAACUGACUUCAAAUCUGGACUAGUACCAAUCUCGGCUCAGGUUGAAUCAGAACUUACAGAGUUGCCAUCUGAAGAAAGGGGAGAAUAUUUGCAUUCUCUUGGUGUCAAUGAAAGUGGGCUUGGAAACCUUAUUAGAGAAACAUAUAACCUUUUGGGGUUGCGAACGUACUUCACUUCUGGGGAGAAGGAAACAAAAGCGUGGACGAUACUUUCAGGAAUGACUGCACCACAAGCCGCUGGAGUAAUUCACUCCGACUUUGAGAAAGGUUUCAUUCGAGCUGAGACAGUGUCUUAUGAUGAUUUUGUUGCUGCUGGUUCACUUGCAGGAGCAAGAGAAAAAGGACUUUUGAGAUCUGAGGGUAAAGAUUACAUUGUACAAGAAGGAGACGUAAUGCUGUUCCGUUUCAACGUUUAAUAGCAGCUCAUGGAAGACAAGCUUGGGUUGCUUUCUUUUCGCGAUUAAAAUGGUGAAAACCCGCUCACUCUUGCCUCGACAUUGUCUCCAAUUAUUGCAAGUGGGGAGCACAGGUUGUUGUAUCACUUUUGCCUUCAAUAGUUGAGAAAAUUAAAGUUUAGCAUGAAUAGUUGAAUGAUUUCACAUAGAAAACUCAUACGAUUCAUUAGCUCGUGUCAUGUCCUUGUGCACGGGUGUUUUUUUUUUAUAAAAUCUCUUUUAAUAUCU
Messenger RNA from Tripterygium wilfordii, 1648 nucleotides. RefSeq names its product ribosome-binding ATPase YchF. Gene Ontology annotation, molecular function: ATP hydrolysis activity; ATP binding; GTP binding. The record is from RefSeq and is a predicted model, not a curated record. Gene Ontology annotation, cellular component: cytoplasm. The coding region runs from base 107 to 1381 and encodes 424 amino acids. The transcript has 11 exons. NCBI's taxonomy places the organism in Eukaryota, Viridiplantae, Streptophyta, Magnoliopsida, Celastrales, Celastraceae.